AUGCUGGAGGUCUUCGACUCUGACCAAGACGGCAGCGUGGAUUUCAAAGACUUCUGGAAGGCCCAACUGCACUUCCGAGCCUUGGUCACCACCUGGUUCCCUCUCGUCUCCGGGACCCACCUGCCGAGUGAUGGAAGCACGGCCAUGAGCGAUGGGCGAAGUCGCGCGGACAACCUGCGCUGCUUCCUUCAGCGGCGAUUCGCAGAGGCCUGGCCGGGGCUCCCAGGGCAUCGGCCCCUGGCCCUGGCCCUGGCGGCGGAGCGGGUCGCUGGCGAGACGCUGUCCGAGAGAGAGGCGCGGCAGCAAUUCAGAUUGGUUGGCAUGACGUUGGCACAGGAGAUACGAGAGAGGCGCCCCGACUGGGUCCUUUCUGCCCCGGAAGAAGAUCUGCCGGGCCUUUUGCAAGGACUGCUACAGCAGAAGAGCGCCAGGAAGGAUGCCUUUGCAUCUCUGGAUGAGAUCCACCGGCGCUUGCGGGAGCGACGAGAAGUGCGCCUGACGGACGAAGAGUUGGAAACCUAUCGACAGUGUGCCCCAAUUGUCGGCAGCAAAGACUGGUCCAAAGCGACCGUCUCCUGGAUUUUGGACGAGCUGCAGUCACCAGGCAUGCCACCGUGGACAGAACUCUGUCUGCUGGAUGUCGGCAGCAGCUACGGUGCUUUUUGCGGGCGUGGCAUGCGCGUCGUUGCUCUGGACCUGGCUCCGGCACAUCCGGAGGUCCUGCCCGGUGACUUCUUGCAGCUGGACGUGGCCGAGGCCAAAGAGCUCCACAGUCUGGAUGCUUCGGGACGCCUGAAAUCUCUCAAGGCUGCAGGCUUUCACGCUGUGGUCAUGAGCCUGGUUCUGUCCUUCCUGCCGACACCGGAGCUCCGUCGAGCGAUGCUGGACAAGGCACGCCAAUGCCUUUGCGUCGGCGGAGCGCUGCUGCUCGUUGAGAAAACCUCACUGGCACCCACUGGCCCCACGGGCGCCGCACAGCGACGGCGCUUUGAGGAGGCGCUGACAGCUGCAGGGUUUGAGCUACGCAGGUAUGCUGCGGUGGGCCACCUCGAAGGCGACAAGGGUCAUCCUCAUGCUCAUGCCUGGCACUUGAAGCGGGCAGAGGUCCAGCUCCGCUCCGAGCCAUUGCCCUGCUUCAAGGAGGACGAGAUCCCAGAAGAUGAUGCAAAGCAAGAGCCAGAGCGCAAGCGCAAAAGAGUGCAACACAUUUCUGUUGCCUGCCCACUCCUUUCACUUUCCAUCUCCACCAUGAUCUUGCGCCCCCUGGUGAGCAUGGCAACGCUCAUGACGAUAGUCUCCGGAGCGAGGCCAGCUCGCUCCAGGCAUGAGAAUGAGUUGUCCGAUUUGGUGGUUGGCAAUGAGACACAGAAAGACUGUCGCACCGAGAAACUCGACACCUUGCUUCCUGCAUUCUAUAAAUUUUACCGAAACCAGGACAAGGUUCCAGGCCACUGCAAGCGGACGUGUAUCGACAAGAGUGAUUUGAAAACCACUAUGGCCAGCAGCACCUUCAGCAGUCUGGUUCACGGUGCAGUACUGUCGGAUCCUGGCACGGCCCCACUGAAGGCGCUCAUUAUGGGAGGUAUCUAUGCCAGCGGGGCGAUCCCCAAUCAGCUCCAGCAAAGCUUUUGUACCCAAAUUGUCUCCUCCAUUGUCAUCUCCUGCCCACGGUAUCAGGGCAAAGGUGGUGAUUGCCCACUCGACAGCUCGGACAAAAACCCUUAUUGCAAAGACGCCUUCGCGGCAGGCCUGAAGGGCAGGGAUGGAGGCGAGGCUGAGUUCAACUGCGCGGUUCAAGGAUGGUGGGACGCCUGCUGCAAGGUGCGAGAUGUUCCGGCGGACUUCAGAGAUGACGAGUGCACCAACUGUGGACAAGACAUGUAUUUCUGCUCCGGGAUGGAAGGCUGCUAUGAGCCCGGAGCAAUCACUACUGGAGCGGUCCUCGCCCGAAGAAAAAGCCUGUUCCGCAAAGGGUGUCGGCAGUUAAAGGAGGUUCAGGAUCCAAUGCUGGCACAGGCCGUCAGAGUGUCGCAGCAGGACGCAUAUCGCUAUGCAAUCACUGUGUCCAGGACAGAGUGCUUGACCUGCGCGGUACCUGGAGAUGUCACGUGCCGCAAGCCCUUCCUGUGUAUUCGUAGGUCGGAGCUCGAGCAGCGAAUUCAGGAGAUGCAGAGCCUGCGUGUCCGGGAGCUCCGGGCACAGCUCGAGAGCCUGGGCCUCUCGACGCGCGGCCGCGUGGACCGGGAGUCACUGGUGGAGCUUCUGGAAACCGAAGGUCGCAGGGUACUCUCAACGGGCCACUCCGAGGAGGAAGGCACUGACGCCGAGGAGAGCCCGGUGCCGGAGAGCGCGAAGCCAGAGGAGCUGCCGCUUGAGGUGCAGCAGAAGUUGGAAGAGCUUCGAGCGCUCAAGGCUCGUGACCUCCGCAAGCAGAUGAUCGCGCUGGGCCUGAACUGUGAGGGGCGCGUGGACAAGGAAUCAUUGCUGGAGCUCUUGGAAGACCAGGGUGCCGACGCCAUCCUGCACCCACCGAAGAAAGAGGAGAACAAGCAGAAGAAGAAUCCUUUCAAAGACAAGAAGAUGAAGAAGCCGCCGGUGGCAGCCCAGCCGAAGGAAGCUGCAAUCGCGCAAGUCAGCAUGUCCUUAGCUGUGCGUGGAGACCUCGCGAAGUUGCACCUCCCCAUGGUGCUGCCGUGGAAAGAUCUGGAUGCCCGCCUCGAUGACAUCUACCAGCGAUCAGUGGGAGACCUUGACGAAGCGAGCAGCGACGAGGGUGAGACGGAGGAAGACGAAGGCCGCAAAGCAGCCCGGCAAGAGAAGACCGGGUGCAUCAUCGAGGAUGUCGCAGAGCGUGCCAUCACUGUCAAGCAGCUGCGCAGCCUCCGGACUUUUCUUCAGUAUCUGACCAAAACCGAGCUGCUGAAGCACACCACGGAGCACUCCAAGGGGAAGGGAAGCCAUGGAAAGCUGAUCCCAUGGACGAGCCUCAACAUGUAUCACAUCACCAACGAGGUGAUCAAGAAGGUGAUCCCACACGUCGACCCCAAGGGAGAGCAUUUGGAUGAAGAUCGGCGAUGGUACAGCUGGGUGGAGUUCGUGGCGGAGGAGCCUCAGCCUGCCAAGAUCAUGUUCAGCCACUGGUGGGGAGGACGCUUCAUGGACUUCAUGCAGGCAGUGGACAAGAUGACCAUGGACCGGGCCCUGAGCAUCUACACCCCCAUUUGGAUCUGCACUUUCGCGAACUGUCAGUUCGGAGAGAACUUUGGCUCGAAGCUCAUGGACUGUCCCUUCAUCCGGACUUUGAAGACGGUGGACCUCACGGUUCUGGUCGUCGAUUACCAGGCUGGCUCGCUGACUCGAACGUGGUGCGGACUUGAGGUGCACUACACCACUAACAACGACAUAGACUUUGUCCUCUACACCUCUGCGGGGCGUGUCGGUUCCACCUAUGUUUCUGGUGGGCCGUUGGUCGAGGCCGUGAAGACCUGGGACAUUCGCUCCAGCGAAGCCUCAGAUCCGCAAUAUCGCAGGCAGAUCCUAAACUAUGUAGCGAAGGUCAACGAGUUAGAAGGCCUGAAGAAGGACGCCGAUGGUCAGAUGGUCCUGGACAAAAUGGGACGCCCUUCCCUCGACGGGAAUGCGAAGGAUCCCAGUUGGCCGAACCGGUCCAACGGUGAGAAGGAGUAUGCCCACGAAGCCAACCUCUUCAAAAAGCACGCGAAGCGCUUCGAGGAUCUCAACAUGAUGGUCCGUCUUCGCGUUAUGGCGAAUCUCGGAUUGCCCAAGAAGGCCAAGGGCUGCGAGGUCGCGGAGAUGGCCCUGCGCGGUGUGACUUUGAACCAGUUACGUGUCUUCACGGCGAAGUUGGAGGCAAGCUGCCCAUGGCAUGCAGAUGACGAGGAUUGUCCAUGGUUUGAACGCCUGGACGUCGAGUUCGAGGGACCCGUGGAGUUCGAGCACCUCCGGAUUGAGCAUGUGUCCGAGUGGGUGAAGGAAUUUACGGAGGAGCGAAACUGUUCCUACAUGGAACUUGUGGCUGAUGAGCCCCAGAAGCCGCAGUAUGCAGUCACCUUCUCCUCGAGCAACUUCUGGCACGAGCGAAUGUCUGCUAUAGAGCUGUUUGCAGAGGCGCAGCACCUGCCAGACUCGACGAUUUUCUUUGUGGAAAUUCUCGGAGUGAACCCCCACGAUGACGCUGAAGAUCCCGAAGUGUGCUGGAAGUCGGUGAAGACCGAAGUUGAGGGCAUCAUCUGUCAGCUCUCCAAAACCUCCGAACUGCAAGAGGAUGAGACGAUCAACCUUAGCAUCGGUCCGCUGAUCUUCGAGGUGGGCACGGACAAAGGCAUCUACUUCGCCAGCAGCGAUGGUGUGCUGGCUUGCAGCCAGGCCUUUCGAAGCGGAAACUGGGUUCAUGGCGACUUCGACGUCCAGGUGAUCUACCGGCUGCUGAAGAGCCUGCUAAGUAACACUAACGAGGAAGAGGAUGAAGAUGGCGAGGUCGUGGAGAGCAACAACAGCUAUUAUCGCGGUUUGCUUCGGCUUCACCAGUGGCUUGCCGGCCCCGUCCUGCGACGAGCCGCCAGGAAUGAUGACGUGCAGGCCAUCAAGGACAUUUGCAGCCUACCCGGCCUGCGGCUGUCCAGCGACACCAUGAAAGACAACGUUGGGAGGAUGCCCCUGCACAUCGCCAUCGCGUGCCGAUCCUGGUCAGCCAUGACAGCUCUUUUGGAGGCGAAGAUGGAUCCGAACGUUGAGGAUGACAUGAAGGAUCGACCGUUGCACUAUGCAGCAUUGGCCGGCCACGCUGCAGCUGCCAAGGAGUUGGUCGCUGCCGGCGCAGACCCUUGGGCGGAGAAUUGCUUCACCGAGAAUGCGCUGGAGGUAGCAAGACAGAGCCCAGCUGCCUUCUUGGGUGUGAACACGUCGGAGGUCGAAAAGAUUCUCAAGGAUGCCACGGCGGGCAUUCCUUCUAAGAAGGCCUUGGGGCUUUUCCGAGCCUUCGUCCGCGACCAGCGCCGGCCCUCCGCAGCCGGCAGUGGCGCACGCGCUGCACGGCAGUUGUCUCACGCCGAUUCGUAG
Messenger RNA from Symbiodinium sp. CCMP2456, 5079 nucleotides. NCBI's taxonomy places the organism in Eukaryota, Dinophyceae, Suessiales, Symbiodiniaceae. The record is from the annotation of a GenBank genome assembly.